Messenger RNA from Purpureocillium takamizusanense, 2083 nucleotides. RefSeq names its product Diphthamide biosynthesis protein 2 (gene DPH2). NCBI's taxonomy places the organism in Eukaryota, Fungi, Ascomycota, Sordariomycetes, Hypocreales, Ophiocordycipitaceae. The transcript has a single exon. The record is from RefSeq and is a predicted model, not a curated record. Bases 122 to 1777 code for a protein of 551 amino acids. Gene Ontology annotation, molecular function: 2-(3-amino-3-carboxypropyl)histidine synthase activity. Gene Ontology annotation, biological process: protein histidyl modification to diphthamide.
CUCACAUGCAUCCCGCCGCUCUUCAAUAACGACAACGACAGCGCACGCGCAACAUCGCGCAUCACUAUCCCCGUGAGCCGCUGUCUCGACUCAGGCCUCUUCGCAGGCUCCAGCGCCGACCAUGGCGGACCUUGCGGCGCCGCCCGUGCUGUCCACGCCCGACGACCACAUCCUUGACGUCCCCGCCGCCGACGCCGUCCUGACCUCGACCCUCUCCGACGACGCCCUCCGCUCGACCUACGAGAUUGAUCGUACGGCCGGCGAGAUUGUGCGGGGAGCAUGGAGGACCAUCGCCCUGCAGUUCCCCGACCACAUGCUCGUCGAUGCGCCGCGCGUGGUGGAGCUUCUCGGCCGGGAGCUCGCCGCGCGGCAGACGCAGCCCGACUCCAACUCGUCAGACAGCACGCCGUCCGCGCCGAGGAUACACAUCCUUGCCGACACGAGCUAUAGCGCGUGCUGCGUCGACGAGGUGGCUGCCGAGCACGCCGAUGCCCAGGUCGUGGUGCACUACGGCCGCACGUGCCUCAGCCCGACGAGCCGCCUGCCCGUCGUCUACGUCUACACUUCGCAUCCGUUGGACCACGCCGUCGCGCUGGACCGGUUUGCCGCCGAGUUUCCCGACCCGGCGGCAGAGGUGGUCGUCAUGGCGGACCUGACGUACCAGGACCACGUCGAGGGCCUAGUGAGCGAGCUGCGCGGGCGCGGCUACGUCAACGUCUGCGCGACCGAGGUGGUGCGCGAUCCUGCCGCCGUGAUCCCCAACCGAAGGAUACGUGAGCCCGCGCUCGACGACGAUUCAAUACGGCGGCACGCGCUCUUCCACAUCUCGGACCCUCCCGCGGCGCUGCUCCUCGCCCUGCAGUCUCGCUUCGCGUCGUUGCACGUGCUCUCGACGUCGGCGUCGACGUCGCCCUCGGUCGACAACCCGACGCUGCGCACCAUGGGCCUGCUGCGGCGGCGGUUCGCGCGCGUGCUGUCGCUGGCGUCGGCGGGCGUCGUGGGGAUUCUCGUCAACACGCUCUCCGUGGCCAACUAUCUGGCGUCGGUGGACCUCUUGCGCGCCAAGAUUGCGCGCGCGGGCAAGAAGAGCUACACGGUGGUGGUGGGCAAGCUGAACCCGGCGAAGCUGGCCAACUUUGCCGAGAUCGAGGGCUGGGUCGUCAUCGGGUGCUGGGAGAGCGGGCUCGUCGAGGAGGACGCUGGGUACUGGCGGCCUGUGGUGACGCCGUUUGAGAUGGAGGUGGCGCUGAUGAGCGAGGAGGAGCGGACAUGGGGCGGCGAGUGGUGGGCAGGCAUCGAGAAGCUGCGGGCGGAGGACGCUGCCAGCGAGGUCGAAGCAGAAGUGCGGACAGGGGCGGCAGAUGUCCAGGCUCGGGAUGGCCAAUCAGCAGACAAUGGAGAUGCCGAGGACGACAUCGACGGCGACGAGUCGCUGCCGCCGCAGUUUGACCUGCGGACGGGCAAGCUCGUCAGCCACAGCCGGCCGAUGCAGCUGACGGUGCGGAGCGCGAGCGGGACGGCGACAGGCAAGGGAGAGGCGGAGAAGGGUGAUGGCGCAACACCAAAGACAGGGUCGGCGCUCGCGCGGCGGGCGGCCGGGGAGCUGGCGAGCAUCAACGGGGUGGCCAGCCCGGGGGCCGAGUACCUGCGGUCGCAGCGGACGUGGCAGGGGCUCGGCAGCGACUUUGGGGCGGGCGAGGCGAGCACGGCGGUGGAGGAGGGGCGGAGAGGGCUGGCGAGGGGUUACACGGUGGGCGAGGCGGAAGCGCGGCGGUGAGGGCGUUUACUAUCUGCAGCCGUUCAUUAUCUGUGAGCGUAGAUGGCAUUCGCAACGGGAACCGAAGGUGAUGAUGUUAUGAAGGGAACUCAUGAUGGACGGCGUGAACGGAUUGAUGGUCAUGACGUUGCGGUCCCAUUUUGGAUCUAUCUACCUAUGCGCGCACAAUAAGAGGGUGCGCUUCUUUUGCGCCCCGUGGUCAUGACGGGCGCAGAAACGGGCAAGCAAAGGACCAAACAAGGCCAGCAGGGCAAGCAAGCAAAAGCCAAUGAAUGGAAAAAUCGACGAGGUAUAUGUCCCAUGCGG